Molecule: messenger RNA, 1659 nt
Organism: Oryza brachyantha (malo sina)
Lineage: Eukaryota; Viridiplantae; Streptophyta; Magnoliopsida; Poales; Poaceae
Product: adenylyltransferase and sulfurtransferase MOCS3-2
Exons: 11
Coding region: 25-1431 (468 amino acids)
Biological process (GO): tRNA wobble position uridine thiolation
Cellular component (GO): cytoplasm; cytosol
Molecular function (GO): thiosulfate-cyanide sulfurtransferase activity; URM1 activating enzyme activity; adenylyltransferase activity
Source: RefSeq, a predicted model, not a curated record
CGGCGGCGGCGGCGGCGGGAGAGGAUGGAGGCGGCGGCCGGGGAGCUGGCGAGGCUACGGGCGGAGAGGGAAGAGCUCGAUGCCCGCAUACGCGUGCUAGAGUCGCAGCUCGAGGCCAGCCGAACGCCUCCGGCUUCGCCCGCGGGAGAGGGCGACGCAGCGGGGGCCGGCGCCGCCGCGUGCCCCAUGCGCCGCCGCGGGAAUGGGUUCGCGGCGGCCGAUGGCCUCCCGGCCGAUAUGAUCUACCGCUACAGCCGCCACCUCCUCCUCCCCGACUUCGGCGUCGAAGGCCAGCGUAAGCUCUCGCAGUCAUCGAUUUUGGUGGUCGGCGCUGGAGGAUUGGGUUCACCCGUGGCACUGUACCUAGCAGCUUGUGGUGUUGGUUGCUUGGGCAUUGUUGAUGGAGAUGAUGUUGAGCUUAAUAACCUUCAUCGACAGAUAAUCCACAAAGAAGCAUAUGUUGGUAAAUCAAAGGUGAAGUCAGCUGCCGACGCUUGUUGUGAGAUUAAUUCAUCUAUCAAGGUGAUGGAGUACCAUCAUACUUUGAAACCUUGCAAUGCUUUGGAAAUUGUGAGAAAAUAUGAUAUAGUUGUAGAUGCCACGGAUAAUCUUCCUACUCGAUACAUGAUCAGUGACUGUUGUGUGUUGCUCAAUAAGCCUCUUAUAUCUGGCGCAGCCUUAGGUUUGGAAGGACAGUUGACUGUUUAUCAUCAUAACGGAAGUCCAUGUUAUCGGUGCCUUUUCCCAAAUCCACCUCCAGUGGCAGCCUGCCAGAGAUGCUCAGACAGUGGAGUUCUUGGGGUUGUUCCUGGAGUGAUUGGCUGCCUGCAAGCCCUAGAGGCUAUAAAGGUUGCUACUGAUGUUGGUGAACCCCUAAGUGGAAGAAUGCUACUCUUUGAUGCUCUAUCUGCUCGUAUCAGAAUUGUUAAGAUCCGAGGAAGCUCGAAUGUUUGCACAGUUUGUGGAGAAAAUUCGGCUUUUACACAAGAUGAUUUUCAGAAGUUUGAUUAUGAAAACUUCACGCAGUCCCCAAUGUCCGAUAAGUCAGCGCCAAGUUUGGACCUACUUCCAGAAAGUGCCCGUGUCACUUGUACAGAAUAUAAACGGCUUGUUGAUAACGGCGAACCUCAUCUACUGUUGGAUGUACGACCUGCACAUCACUUCCAAAUUGCUUCAGUUUCUCAAUCUCUGAACAUCCCGCUUGCCGUGCUGGAGGAGAAGCUUCAAAUAGUUGAGACCUCGUUGAAGGAAACCAUGGAUGCCUCCACCCCAGACAAAAUGCCUUCGCUUUAUGUUGUAUGCCGAAGAGGCAACGACUCGCAGAUAGCUGUUCAGAUUCUCCGGGAGAAGGGAUUUCUUUCUGCCAAGGAUAUAAUUGGUGGCUUGCAGUCUUGGGCACAAGACGUAGAUCCUGAUUUCCCCGUGUAUUAGUUGAAUGGAUGUAAUGGCAGUCACAUUUGGGAUUACACGCUCAACUUUCAAUCUUGAUACAAGACUUGCUGGCUUGUCGGGAGCAUCGUAAAAUAUAGAACUGCUCGGUUUUCAUCGUCGACACUAAUUUACAGUGGUCAAGGUGAUAUGUUAUUAGACAAUAUGGCUUAAGGCUUUACCUUUCAUAAAAUAUCCUGAAUUUAAAUUCCAUUAUGACGUUUUUUUUCC